AUGAACUGGACAGAUCAUCUGCACAGAGUAGCAGCAUCAUGUGAGAAGUCCUGGUACUGGGUAAAGAACAGUCCUGUAAACUGCAGCUGUGUCUCGUUGUCUUCAUCAGAUUCAUGUGAACUGGAACUGGACACAAACACAAUGAGCAGAAACCUCAAACUGUCUGACGACAACAGGAAAGUGACCGGUGUGAGAGAAUAUCAGUGGUAUCCUGAUCAUCCAGACAGAUUUAAGUCCUGUUCUCAGCUGCUGUGUAGACCUGGUCUGACUGGUCGCUGUUACUGGGAGGUCAAGUGGAGAGGAAGAGUUUAUAUAUCACUGAGUUACAGAGGAAUCAAGAGGAAAGGCCACAGUUAUGACUGUUGGUUUGGAGAUAAUGAUCAGUCCUGGAGUCUGAUCUGCUCUGAUGUUCAUGGUUACUCUGUCUUUCACUGUGGGACACAAACACCCAUCAUGUCCUCUGUCUCUCACAGAGUAUCAGUGUAUGUGGACUGUCCUGCUGGGACUCUGUCCUUCUACAGCGUCUCCUCUGACUCACUGAUCCACCUCCACACCUUCAGGACCACAUUCACUGAACCGGUUUAUCCUGGGUUCCUGGUCUGGCAUGGUUCCUCAGUGUCUCUGCGUCCUCUGUAGGACAUGAAGAGACAGCAGCUUCAGUGGUGGACGAGGUCAAAGCUCGUCUCAGUCAUUCUUUGUUGAAACCAUCAAUAAAUAAAGACUUAAAAAAUCAA
Messenger RNA from Solea solea (common sole), 734 nucleotides. RefSeq names its product neoverrucotoxin subunit beta-like. Gene Ontology annotation, molecular function: protein binding. The transcript is spliced from 2 exons. The coding region runs from base 1 to 636 and encodes 211 amino acids. Lineage: Eukaryota; Metazoa; Chordata; Actinopteri; Pleuronectiformes; Soleidae. The record is from RefSeq and is a predicted model, not a curated record.